UCUGGGCUAUAAAUAACUGAGUUACACACGUUACUGACUAGAUAGUCACGGGGCCAUUGAUCCCCAGCACCACCCUUUGUUUCCAUGUUUAUUGGCCCAAAAUGCUAAUAAUAUUUAUCUGGACAGAUUAAGGAUGGAAAGACAGUCUAUACAAACACCAUCUAUGGAACAGUCCCAGGGACCAGUAUCCACCGCAUUGAAGUCCCAGUGAAGUGUGAAAUGGACAUGAACGAGACCCUGGGUUUGAGCUUUCACCCCAAAGUUACUGAUGUGGUUUCCCAAAGUCACUAUAAUGUGUCAAUGAGAUUCUACCAGACUGACGAGUUCACCGACCUGAUUACAACGUUCCCCCAUGAGGUUGAUCUCCAUGGCAGUCUCCAUUUGCAGCUGAAAGUAGAGUCCGAUGAUACCAACCUACAGAUACUGGUGGAACAGUGUAAGGCUUCCCCUUCAUUAGAGGAGACAGAGAAGGGUUACAGCAUCAUCCAGCAUGGGUGCCCCCUGGACUCAACCCUACAGAACCACCCGGUGCCGGAUCAGAGGAUGAAACAAUACAGUUUCCAUGUAUUUAAAUUCAAUCCAUUCCAGGAGGUCUAUCUGUUCUGCAACGUUAUCAUCUGCCACAAUCAGACUGCCCCAAACCGCUGCACCCAAGGCUGUAUCACCCGCAGAUACCGACGCGAUGUCUCCAAUGCAAAGCUGGGCUCUGCCCAAUUAUCCCAGGGGCCCAUUGUGCUGAAAUCUGGGGCCCAACUCCCUAACAGCCAGGCUGGGGGCUCAGUCCCUUCGAUGGUGUUGGUGGCCGUGAUCGUGGCUAUGGCCUUCCUCUCAGCGAUGGGGCUGAUGAUUCAGAGGCGUUACUACAGGAGGCCAGGAGACUCCCAUCCGCUAAUAAGCAGCUACUGAGUCACAUGGACAAGAUAUCAGCCAAUGAAAGACUCUGAGUCUGGAAAACGGAUUUAUAUUGCGCUGCAUGUAUUCCUGUUUUGUACAAUAAAUGUUUGUUAUGUAUCAUA
Molecule: messenger RNA, 1016 nt
Organism: Xenopus tropicalis (tropical clawed frog)
Lineage: Eukaryota; Metazoa; Chordata; Amphibia; Anura; Pipidae
Product: CUB and zona pellucida-like domain-containing protein 1
Exons: 3
Coding region: 220-906 (228 amino acids)
Source: RefSeq, a predicted model, not a curated record